This is a messenger RNA of Gilbertella persicaria, 945 nucleotides long. RefSeq names its product SHQ1 protein-domain-containing protein. NCBI's taxonomy places the organism in Eukaryota, Fungi, Mucoromycota, Mucoromycetes, Mucorales, Choanephoraceae. Gene Ontology annotation, biological process: box H/ACA snoRNP assembly. The transcript is spliced from 4 exons. The coding region runs from base 1 to 945 and encodes 314 amino acids. The record is from RefSeq and is a predicted model, not a curated record. Gene Ontology annotation, cellular component: cytoplasm; nucleoplasm.
AUGAUCACACCUACAUUCAAAGUAGAUCAAGACGAGAAUUCAGUUAUUAUUGUCAUUGACACACCUUAUGUUCGAGCUCAAGACGUUGAUCUUUAUGUUGAAAGAACAGAGUUUCGCUUCUAUCUUCGUCCUUAUUUCUUAAGACUUCAUUUCCCCGCCAAUAUUGUUGAGGACGACGAUUCAAAAGCAUCCUACGACCCUUCCGCUGGUCAAUUUACUAUUCGCGUUACUAAGGAAACCAAAGGCCAACACUUUGCAGACCUUGAUUUACUAACAAAGCUAUUAGCCAGAACAGGCGAAUCAUCCGCUAAGACUAAAGAGCCAAAAAAACCAUUGAUUGAAGUAGUCAGUAGCAGCAAUGAAGAACAACAAGCGCCUUUGGAAGAUACAGAAAUUCAAGAUGCCAUCGAUUUUAAUUGGGAAUUGCCACAAGAACUUCCUUCAGCAGACAGUGAGUUGAAUCUGAAUGCACAUUACGGGUUCAACAAUCAAUACAAUGGAUAUUUUAAGCAUGUACAAGAGACAUUAAACGAAAUCAAUGAGAUUCAUGAACCUGAAAAAUCAACGGCAGAAAGUCGACGUAAAGAACGCAUUGAAAUCGAAAAUGCUUGUUUUAAUGAAGAUCACUACUGCAUGGACUAUGUGAACGAUGAAGAAAUCAAAGAAUUGAUAAAGUACAAAACAAUAUACUCUAAAGAACUCAAGCGUAUUCAAAAGAAUAAAUCUUUAUUGAAAUUCACGAGUAAAGAAGAGAGCAUGAUGCGUGAUCUGCCUAACAAAGAAUAUCUUUUGUCCUCCGAAAAAAGCACUUAUCUCGGUCUUGUGGAUCUCUUGUUUGCUUAUAGUUAUAAUCUUCGAGUGACAGAAGGAGAUAAUAAUGUGGAAUCUGUCUGGUGCACUGGUAAAAUUAGUCCUACAUUAUCAUCCUUAGAGGUUUGUUGCUGA